Hansenula ciferrii is the source of this 813-nucleotide messenger RNA. RefSeq names its product Aim39p (gene AIM39). Lineage: Eukaryota; Fungi; Ascomycota; Saccharomycetes; Phaffomycetales; Wickerhamomycetaceae. The transcript has a single exon. The coding region runs from base 1 to 813 and encodes 270 amino acids. The record is from RefSeq and is a predicted model, not a curated record.
AUGUUCAUAAAGAGAUUGUACACCAAAAACACCAAUUCUUUCAUUUCAAGAUCCUUACACAAUUUUAACCAUCCAAGAAUCUCACAGGCUCAAUUGAAACAAUCUAUAGAAACAACCAUAAAUAAUCAUCAACCAAGUCCAAAGGAAACUUGGAAGAGUUUCAAGCAGAUAACUUCAAUUAUAUUGUUUUCCACUAUAAGUACAAUUGGCAUAUACUCCUCAUAUCAAGCUGUUUAUAAAAAUGAAAAAACAUUUGUCCCAUUAUGGAUUAAUCCUAUAAAGAGGAAACCAAAAUCUGGAGAAAUAGAUCUAGAACAAAUUCAAUCAGUUGCAGAAGAUCAAAUAUUAGAAAGAUUAUCAUUAGAUCAUGAAAUUAAAACACAAUUCAAAUUACCUAUAAAGCAAGAUACACCUAUAAGCUUUGAUGUAUGGAUAGAAGAUAAAUUAACUACAUUGAAAGGUUUACAAAUUUCACCAACUUCUCCAACUUUCUCUAUUGUUAAUAAACCAAUUCGUAUUAAGAAAAUAGUUGAUGGGCUCUUGGAACCUAUUGGUGGGAUUUUAAAUGGUAAUUCAACUGAUGAAAAUUUUAAAAUACCAGUUUAUAAUGAACAUACUAUCAAGGAAAAAGAUCAUGAUAUUGUAUUUUUAGGUGAAGUUCCAAUUCAAGGACAAAAUGGUAAAGUUGCAACUGUGGUGUUUAAAGGGAUCUUUGAUUUUGAACAUAUCAAACAUGCGAAAAUCAUAAAAGCUCAUUUAAUAACGAAAGAUGAUGAAGGAAAUUUACAUAGGAAAAUAUUAUGGAAUCGUUAA